Molecule: messenger RNA, 1689 nt
Organism: Fusarium coffeatum
Lineage: Eukaryota; Fungi; Ascomycota; Sordariomycetes; Hypocreales; Nectriaceae
Exons: 3
Coding region: 1-1689 (562 amino acids)
Biological process (GO): G protein-coupled receptor signaling pathway
Cellular component (GO): membrane
Molecular function (GO): mating-type factor pheromone receptor activity
Source: RefSeq, a predicted model, not a curated record
AUGGCCGGCUCAACCCACUUGUUCGGUCGUGACGACCUGUCUAUAAUAGCAACUCCUGGACCAGCAACUACCACGACUCCUUCGCUCACAGCCAACCUCGUCUGCAGAGUACUUCUCGCCACCAUCGCCAACAUAGCAUGUAUAGUACCUCUAAAGAAUCUUUACCGCAAUGGCGAAUUCGCGGCUGUUGUAUUUAUUGCCAACAUUCAGUUUGCCAAUUUCGACACAAUCAUCAACUCCCUUAUCUGGAGAGACGACGAUACUAGCAAGUGGUGGUCUGGCGAAGGACUCUGUGAUAUCAGCCCGUACUAUACCAAUUUCCAAAUGGCAUUAUUCGUCACCUGUCUACUCGCCAUAAUGCGCAACCUCGCUCAACAAGUCGGUCUUUUGCGCGCCAAUUCCUUGACUGUCCAAGAGAGACGUCGACGUAACCUUGUCCAGGCACUCAUCAUGUUCCCACUUCCUGUUAUGCAGCUUGCCUGGGUAUGGCCUUUGACUACUCAGAGAUAUGCGAUAGCUACACUUGUGGGAUGCACUUGGAUUGCCUGGCCUUCCUGGCCUUAUAUGGCCUUCUUCGCUGUUGCCCCUGUUGUCGUUGCCCUGAUAACGUCCGGAUAUGCCAUUCUGACCUAUAUCCGCUUCCGUGAAGUCGCAAGGACCACUCGAACAGCCAUCAACAGCAGCAGGUCUGCUAACCAGCGCGCCCAAAGGACAAAGCGCCGCCUCUAUCUAAUGGUGCUGGCCAUCUUGAUCCCUUACCUACCCGUGGUCAUCACUUUUGCUGUUCUCAACAUUCUCGGUGCUUCUCCACUUCAGCCCUUCGAUUACGACCUCAUCCAUAACCGUACCUGGCCUUAUCCAUGGUCGGCUGUCAUUCUCGUCCCGUCCAAUGGCUUCAAUUUUGUCCAUUUGAACAACUGCUACAUCCAUAUCCUCGCUGCUGUCCCGGUCGUUAUCUUCUUCGGAAUGACAAAAGAUGCUAUUAACAGCUAUCGUCGCGGUCUGCUCUGCUUUGGUCUUGGUCACGUAUUUCCGAAUCUCCAUGAGGAGUAUGAUCCCGAUAGGACCACAUACGGCAGUAGUUCUGGGAACUCUCACCUCAUGGAUUCCUCAGUCUCAACCACAUCCUCAAUUCCGAGAAAGAUCAGAAGUCUCUUUUCUAGUCGUAAUCUUACCACUUCGUCAUCAGCGACUCUUGAUCCUGUCUCUCUGCAGUCAAUCAACGUUCCUACUGCGACACCAGAAGCCGAGCCAGAACGCGACUUGGGCGGGUUCAGACCUUCACAACCACCUCGUCCAGAGAUAGUCUACCCGCCUCAUAAUGCUCCAUCUUCCACAGAAGACCCAGUAACUCUACCACCUCGAAACCCCUUCCUCUUCCGUACUCGUUUCGACUUGCCCACGAUACCACUACCAUCACUGGCUUCUUUCAGCUUCAGAAAGAAGAAGGACCGAAGGCCCCCUUUGGAUCGUGGCCUGCCUCUCCAUUUUCUUCCUUCUGUCAUGAACAGUCGCUUCUGGGAGAGCAACUCGUCUCCCCAACCUGCACGCAACCAAACGCUGGUUUGGGCUGAUACAGUAGACAUCCCGACUCCUGACAUCAUCACGCCUCAUACGCACUUGCUGGUUCCCAUAUCUUCGAAUUAUUCUAUCACAACUGAGCCUCUGGAAGAAACUUAUAGACGCUAG